CUGAGAAGAUGUUCCUAAACACCAUCUGCACCUUCGUCGUUGUACUGAUGGCGUGCCAUGUGGAGAAAGGAGGUGCUCAACUGCCAUCCUUUACAACUGACUUAUCGCUCUCAACGGGAUGUACUCUACUUGAGGAGGGACCUCAAAUUUCAUUCAAUCUUAUUCGAAGCGGUGGAGCGUUUGGACCUUCAUUUACGACUGAAACACUUGAUGAUUCCGCCACGUUCCCGGCGGAUUAUACCCUUCCGAUGGGAACAUCCGGAACAUUCACUGUCUCACCCAAUUUUGAAAUAGUUAUCGUACCUGUCGAUGAUGGGAUUACAGAGGGCGAGGAGAGCUUCACUUUAAGAUUUUCAGCCAUAGGAUAAACACCACUUGAUGUAUUAUUC
Haliotis rubra (blacklip abalone) is the source of this 389-nucleotide messenger RNA. RefSeq lists its product as uncharacterized. Lineage: Eukaryota; Metazoa; Mollusca; Gastropoda; Lepetellida; Haliotidae. The record is from RefSeq and is a predicted model, not a curated record. The transcript has 3 exons. The coding region runs from base 9 to 368 and encodes 119 amino acids.